AUGUCGCGUGAACAAUCAGCGACAGAUAAAAAAGAAUUUCGUUCAUUUGUAUUACAUUUAAAACAAAUACAUCCAUCAUUGAAAUCUAAAGAUAUUACAAAUUUUCUUAUUCAAUCCGAAAAUCCGCCGUCUUAUACAAUGAAAAGUGCUUUGAACGUCAAAGUUUGGGGAAUUCUAAAUAGAAAUCAGGUGAAUGAUUUGCCAAGAUCGGGUGCACCACGUACAACAACAACACCUGAAUAUAUUCGAGCUGUAAAAAAUAAUCUUCGAAUAACCAAAAACGCAUCCAUCAGAAAUGUUAAUACAAAACUUCAACAAAAAGGUUUUAAAACAUCGAAAAGUUCAAUUUGGCGAACUAAACAAUCAUUAAAAUUAAAAUGGUGGAAAAGAGAAAUAGUACAAAAAUUAACAACCGAUCAAAAACUUCAACGUGUUAUCAUUGCAAAACGAUUACGAAAAAAAUAUGGUUUUAAGAAAGGAAACAAGCUUUACGAUUCGGCUUAUCGUUUCAAUACAGACUUUAGUGCUAUAUUUACGUUAAGUCCUCACACCAAUCAACACAACGAGGGUAUUUAUGCCGAAUCCAAAUCUGAUAUUCCAUACGAAUUGAGAACAAAACCAAAAGAAAAGUUUUAG
Messenger RNA from Rotaria sp. Silwood2, 636 nucleotides. The record is from the annotation of a GenBank genome assembly. Lineage: Eukaryota; Metazoa; Rotifera; Eurotatoria; Philodinida; Philodinidae.